UGAAAUAACAGCGUAGAAUAAAUACGUUGUUUAAUGAAUGUGAGGAUGACAAACAGAAGCAGAGCAGGGAGGAGAGCUGCGGAGUGACAGUCCUGUGCUGCCUGCAUGACAGCGACCGGGCUGGGGGGGGGGGGUCGGCAGCGGAAGCCGUGUGUGGUUUACGUGCUGUGCAGACACAGCGGGACGGUUUAACACCGAAGUCCUCGGUGUUUUUCACUGGCAGUUUUUCUGUAGAGUAAACAAGCUACUGUAGCGGUAGGCUAACAGCGACAGGCCGCACAUGGAGCCAGGGACCUCGCGUGAAAUUCCGAGCGGGGCAGGGUGCCUUAAACCGGCCGGGGUGCGGGAGGAGACCCCGGGGAAAGAGGCGAGAGGCGGUAAGGGGAGCACCGUGAUGAAGUGCAGAGGAGCGGACGCAGACACCGCGAAGGAGGUGAGAGCGCACUGGGAGGAUGAUGGGGAGGCUGAGAAUCAGAUGAAACCCGAAGAAGGAGAGGAUGCCGGCAAAUACGAGGAAGAGCUGGACCCAAGAAUUCAGGAGGAGCUGGAGCACCUCAACCAGGCCAGCGACGAGAUCAACAAGCUGGAGCUGCAGCUGGACGAUGCCAGGUCCAGCUACAGGAGGAUUCUCACUGACUCUGCCAGGAAACUCAACGCUCAGGGCUCCCAGCUCGGUGCCUGCAUCGAGAAAGCAAGGCCCUACUAUGAAGCCCGCAGACUGGCCAAAGAGGCCCAACAGGAGACCCAGAAGGCAGCUCUGAGAUAUGAGCGGGCUGUAUCCAUGCACACCGCGGCCAGGGAGAUGGUGUAUGUGGCAGAGCAGGGCCUCCUGGCCGACAGGAACACCAUGGACCCAACCUGGCAGGAGAUGCUUAACCACGCCACCGCCAAGGUGAACGAGGCGGAGGAGGAGCGCCUCCACAGCGAGCGGGAGCACCAGCGAGUCACACAGCUUUGCCAGGACGCAGAGGCGCGAGUUCAGACCCUCCAGAAAGCACUGAGGAAGGUCAUCCUCAAGUCCAAACCUUACUUUGAACUCAAGGCUCAAUUCAACCACAUUCUGGAGGAACACAAGGCUAAAGUAGUCAGGCUGGAGGAGCAGGUAGCGAAAGUAAAAACACGUUACUCUGUGGCCCUGCGGAACCUGGAGCAGAUCAGUGAACAGAUUCAUGCACAGAGGGGGCGAAUCAGAGCCAGCAGCGGGCGUCCCGCGGUCUGUGGGGGGCGGAGCUCCCCUGUAGGUGCCGAGGCCGAGGUCAGAGCCGCCAUCGGGAUUCACGUCAGUAGCUGUGCUGCGGUCGGCGGCAUGGAGAGCGACUGGGCUGACAGCGAGAAAACCCGGCUGUGGGUGGAGAGGCACAGAGAGAGCGGCUGGGGCCAGAGGGAGCGGCUGGAGGCGGAGCAGGCCGGCUCGGACUGUAUGUCGGUCAUCAGCCUGCAGACCAUCGCCUCCGACCUGGAAAAGUGCGACUCGGUGGAGCACCUGGGUGACAUGAGUGACGCCGGGAGCGUGCUGUGCGAGGAGUGGGACCGCAACAGGAAGCCUAAUGAGAGGCCAGUCAGUAGGGAGGUGGUGACCCAGGGGCCCCAGCUGCAGAAGGCCCAACAGGAAAAGGGAGUGGUCAGUAAAGAGAAGCAGGAGAGCUUUGUUAAGCAGCACUACAGAAGUGUUAGUCUAUAGUCAGCAGGUGGAGGAGGAAGCUGAUGACGAGUGAGGAUCAUGGCGAGCGUAUGAUGAGGGAUCAGAGAGGAAGUCAGAGGUGGGAGACGAGCCGGAGAGAGGCUGACAGUGAUCGACACAUCCCGCACUGCCGCUGCAGUUAGGAAUAGCAGGGAGGGUUGGAAGGUACACUGGCCGCACACUAAUGAAUCUCUACGUGGCAGCAAUAAAGUGAGAGAGCGGUCCCGCAUAGCGCACCGACCUCUCCUCACGCUCGUACUUCGCUGCGUCUGAUCCAGGCUGAUGCUCCACACACUGAAGCUACACAGCAGGCUGAGGAAAACCAGUCACUGUAGAGCGCAAACAGGCGAUUUAAAACAACGCUAACACAUGCUGGUGUCUGGUUUUUAAUGUCUCCACAGACCAAUUUGAACAGUCGCUCUCUGUGUUGACACGGUGUCAGCUGUUUUUUUUGAUUGCUCUUGUUUAAGUUAAGUUUAUUUUUGUAGCCUCAUCCAAUGUUUUUAUCAAUUAUAAGAUUACAUUAAACAUUUAGGAAUACUGUGACAUUGUCAAUAAUAAGUUCAACUGAUCAGACAGGGUGUAAACAAGCCAGAUUACAUAAACUACCUUAUUACCACUAAUAAUCCCACAUUACACAGAAACGCACUACUAUGGUGGUGUGACUACCAUAUGUAUGACAGGUCAAGUUAUGGCAGCAAGGUUUACAAAAGCCUUGUGUUGUUGGCCACAGAUUGACUAAACUACAUUAACGUCAAAGAGUCACUGAGGGGAGCUAACUUGUCACCUGACUGAUCACAUGACUUCUUGUGUUUCUUGAUCUGUCUGACUUAUUUUUAGCAUUGUUCCCACAUCUCUUGGAAAAAGUGCAGUGAACAGUCCUAGAUGUUUAGAGGAACGCUGCGAUCACGUUUUGUUGCCACUGAGAUCAUCUAUGAGUGAAAUCGGCCGAUCCACCGCUGAUACCGAUCAUGGCGUACGUUACAUCAGUCUCACACACUUUGUAAAAAGUUCCACACGACCGACAUGUUUUUGUUCUGGUAGCCUCACGCGGCGGCGCGGUGAACGAGCUGGGAGGCGGGACUACACUACGCAGCACACAGCGCUUCUCUCAGCCGCAGACACUGGAGUAGGCUAUUAACCACAGCUGAACGGUUUGGAGGUGAUCGGUAACCAGGAGCAUUAAUGCCAGUCUACCAAUCUGUAUUUUUAGUGAAAAUUGGCUGAUAAUGAUCGGUUGCCGAUCAAGAUACCACAGUUUAAUCAUCAUCUUGACGAACCCUAAAUAAUGAAAUAAAAACUUUGAGAGGUACAGGGCUCAUCUUCAACCAUUAUACAAGUAUUUUUAUUUAAAGUAAUAUCACUAAAUGCUACUAUUUCCUAAAGCGGCUGGAGCCAUGUGGGCUCAGAUUUAUUUUUAAUAUAUACACUCACUUGUCAAUUUAUUAGAAACACCAAGAAGCUAAAACUAAUGUAGUGUAAAGGCCCUAUUUUAACGAUGAAAGAAAGUGGUGUAAAGCGUAUGGAGCGAGUGCUUUUACAGCACCAGCAUAGUGUAGGUUCACUAGUGCAGGUAAGCGCAGUGAACGGUCAUGUGUAACGGUGACUCUGGAGCGGCUGCACAGCUGAAAGCGGUACAGUUAUGUCAGGAUGCCUUAAAAUAACAGUAAAACACACCAAUUACUUCAGACCAGGUUUUCGUUGGUAGAUUGCUGCUUCAAAACAGCAAUGCAACAACAAUGCAUCUGACCACACCUCAUUUUGAGACCAUGGGUGCUCAGAUGGGUGCAAGUGUAUGCUAUUUAAACAAUGUGGGAGUGUGCAUCGGGGCGCUUUGCGACAGGUGUAAGAUAGAGCCCUAAUACUACAGUCAUCCUUCAUGAAGGUUGUAAAGUUCAGUUUGUGUUGAAGCUGUCUCGGAGGUGCUGAUUCAGCUGUGUGAUCACUGUGGAGGCUGCAGUUUGUGCUGCUGUUGUUAUCAGGUGGACAGGUGUAUUAUUCUGUCCAGCCCAUUUAUAUCAAUGAGGGUGGGCUGAACACCACAAACACCUCUCUGUUUAAUACACCCCAGUUCAACAGCAGCACAGAAUACAUCCUCUGAAACAGUUUCAACAUUACAACCUUCACACAGGUUGAAUUUAUUGCAGGACUAUUGCAUUAGACUGCAUUCCUGUUGGCUGGGUGUACCUAAUAAACUGACAACUAAGUGUAAAUAUGCACUGAUCAACCGAGGGUAAUUUGGUUUGUUGUGCCACAGAUAUUAACCAUCAGCAGUAGCUUCUGGUUCUGGUCUGGAUCUGGUUUUGUCAGAGCAAACUGAUUAAACAGUUUACUCACCUGCGUAAGUAACUAAUAAACUCAGAGUGAGGAUUGGCGGUGUGUGAGGUGCUUAUCUAUAGUGAGUGUAUUAGCUGCAGUAGCGUCAGUUUAGAGAAGCAGCAGCAGCACCGGUACAGAAGCUGAGUGAUGAGCAGCUGAAUGUCCCUGAGUGGACCAGCCAGAGCCCCGACCUGAACCCAGUCAAACAUCUGGAGAGACCUGAAACUGUCUGUACAACGACAGUCCCCAUCCAACCUGACAGAGUCUGAGGAUCUGCAGAGAACAAUGGAGAAAAUCCCCAAAUCCAGAUGUGCAAACCCAAGAAGACUGGAAGCUGUAAUCACUUAUUCAGCUAAGCCCUGAGUAAAGUGUCUGAAUACUUAUGUCAAUGUGAUAUUUCUUCUUUUUCUUUUUUUUACUUUUUGCAAAAAUGUGUAAAAUUUUUGUCGUCAUGGAGAACAGAAUGAAGACUGAUGAGGGGAAAAAAGAAAUUUAAAUGAUUUUAGUCUAAAACGGCAACAUGACAAAAUGAUGAAGCGGUGUGAAGACUUUCUGAAUAUUCUGUCUCCAGCUGCUUCAAAUAGGUAUUUCAUUGUUUCAGUGACUUUAACCUCUUGCAUACCUUUGGGGCGUUGAGGUGCAUUCUUCACAUUAAGAACAUGACGACAUGUGUCUUCAACUUGCUCAAGCGUCAUCGCACGAUCAAAACAGGGCCAGACCUGCCGGGCCUGUAUGUGAGCUGAUAUGAACUUAUUGCCAUUAUAUCAUCCAUCCAUUGAUUAGCUAUACCUGCUAACGUGUGAGGGUCACAGGGGCACGGGGCUGGAGCCCAUCCCAUCUGAGACUGGGUAAGAGGCGGGGAACACCCCAGAUAGGUUUGUUGGUCAAUCACGGACAGAUGUAUCAAACAAAACUAAUUUAUGGAACCCUUCUAAAAAAUAUUUAUGUUAAUGUGAGUAUGAAGAAAAAAGACUUGCUGAUGGAUCAGUAUUAGAUUGUUAAAACUUUUUAAAAUAUCCAUUUCCUCCAUUUUACCGUGAUGGCCUGUUGCACAGAGUCAUGCCCAGGGAAGCAGCCAAAUGUUCGAUAAGUUGAUGAUGUUUUAUUUAAUUUAAAGUGCCUGUGAGUUGGAUUUGGUUAGAUCCAAGAGGUGGAUGCUUUACAGUUCCAUUGAAAUAAAAUAUAGAAUUACUUCAAAGAGCUGAACUGAAACCAGCAUUAGUCAACAGACAGUCUACUUCAACUGGAGAGCUAAAAGUCUGUCUAAUUGUCUAAGGUAGAUUCAAGAUGUAUGACUUAAAACAUAAUGUUUGACACUGAUGAUAGAUGAUUUUUUUGUCUGUGUGUUCAUUGUUCUCAGGUUAGUCCAACAGGAAAUGUCCAGAGUAUAGUGUUAGUAGUGUCAGCACAUAAUUCCACCUAAAACAUCUCUGUUUCUGGACGGAGUUAACAAACAAGAUACAGUCUGUUAAAGUCAUAGUUCAGGGUUUUAGAUGUGGGGUUGUGUGAGGUGCUUAUCUAUAGUGAGUGUAUUAGCUGCAGUAGCGUCAGUUUAAAGAAGCAGCAGGAGCACCGGUACAGAAGCUGAGGGAUGAGCUGCUGUGGACCCCACAGAAACAAACUCAUAUCAGUUGAAGUGUUGCUUUAUUUUGAAUAUUUUCACCACUUAAUCUGCCGUCAGACAGACGUUUUCAACAGUUGAGCGACGGUCUUACGAUGCACAAGCGUGCCUUCGCCUAGCUUUGUCCGUCUCAAAUACUUACAUACUGUAGUUCCAAAGUAAAGGGCUGUUUAACGGCAGAUAAAGUGGUGAAAUAUUCAAAAUAAAGUGAACACUUCAACUGAUAUGAGCUUUUUUUCUGUGGGUAUUUCUUAAAGUGGCUAAAACAUGUUUUUGUGGAUGGCCCUGUCCACAGCAGCUCAUCGCUCAGCUUCUGAGCCGGUGCUCCUGCUGCUUCUCUAAACUGGGAGCUGAACUGAAUCUAAUACACUGACUAUAGAUCAGUACCUCACACAAGCCCAUGUCAAAUAAUCUGAACUAUCACUUUCAUUUGGUGUAUUUUUUUAACUCUGGAUAGCCAGGUUAGCUGUUCACCCCCAUUUCCAGACUUUAUGCUAAGCUAGGCUAACCCCGCUCUGACUCCAACUCCAUACACACAGAUAUGAGACUGAUAUCCAUCUGAGCAUCUCACUCUUUAAAAGUAACAGGUGGGUGUAUUUCCUGUGACAUUGAACUACUUAAUAGGUACAAAUGUUAUGUCACUGCAGGUUUUGAAUUCUGCAUCAGUACAGAGGUGGGUGGUGUUCACUGGCUGAUAUUCAUGUCCAAUAUCUGAGAAAAUGAUCCUAAUUUAAAUAAUGUGAAAUGUCAUCUUAAAUUAAUAUGAAUAUUUAUUGUAACUGAACAGGGAGUAAAAGGUGGUUUGUUUUUACUAAUGUAAAAUGUGUUUUCUCAGUUGACCUCUUACAUUUAUUAGCAGUGAAAGCACUUUUGAUCCAUACGGUAAUGUGAAUAUUUGGUUUUUGCAGAUGUGUGGUCUGUGAUUUCUUUUCAGAAGUGGCUUUGCACCACUGCAGCAUGUUUGCACUGGAUUUCUUUACUAAAACAUAUUUCAUGACUUCAGUCUAAACCCUGGUUUACAACGUUGCUGUGGAAAACUGUUCAAAGUGAAUGUACAGUUUCAGGAGAAACAGGUGUAUAAUACUGCUGAUUUGCAUCUUAUUAAACAUGCAAAAGUUAUUUUGUGGAACUUCAUUAUUAAAAAGUUUUAUUAAACAGUAUUUAACUUGC
Messenger RNA from Seriola aureovittata, 6791 nucleotides. It is a transcript of the gene sh3bp5lb, whose product is annotated as SH3-binding domain protein 5-like, b. The transcript has 6 exons. NCBI's taxonomy places the organism in Eukaryota, Metazoa, Chordata, Actinopteri, Carangiformes, Carangidae. The coding region runs from base 281 to 1681 and encodes 466 amino acids. Gene Ontology annotation, molecular function: protein kinase inhibitor activity. Gene Ontology annotation, cellular component: cytoplasm. The record is from RefSeq and is a predicted model, not a curated record. Gene Ontology annotation, biological process: negative regulation of protein tyrosine kinase activity; intracellular signal transduction.